This is a messenger RNA of Bipolaris sorokiniana ND90Pr, 1371 nucleotides long. RefSeq lists its product as uncharacterized. The transcript is spliced from 2 exons. The coding region runs from base 221 to 1102 and encodes 293 amino acids. Lineage: Eukaryota; Fungi; Ascomycota; Dothideomycetes; Pleosporales; Pleosporaceae. The record is from RefSeq and is a predicted model, not a curated record.
CUGACACUAAUGCCUGACUAACCGCUGCUAUUCAUCUUUGCAAAAAAUACGUAGAACCUCGUCAUUCUUUCUACGUAUCAACCUUUCAUCAAUUGUUGGGUUACACCCUUGACAGAUAAUACAGCUGAACGAAGCCCUGGUCCUGAAGAGUCUAUCUGAACAUCAGCAUUUUCCUAUCUCUCUCAUUAUCAUUUCUAUCACAUAUCCACAGCAAGCCAUCAUGACGUCUGCAGGUUGGUUGGGACAAGUUGUCCCUACCCUUCUCCGCCCAUCUAUACUCUUAUGCAUAUCAGCAUAUCAUUUUGUCAUGACAAUGUUCGAAGUAGUUUUCUAUGAGUGGAGCCCAUUCACCCUAUUCAACAUCAACAAACUGCGGUUCAAAGCCUUCGCCCGCCUUUGGAAGCACAAUGGCGAAGCAAUGUCCACCGAGAUGCCCGGCCCUACUUUUGAACUCCUCUCCCAGUGCAAAGGCGUGAUUCUCGACGUUGGCCCUGGUUCGGGAGAGGUACUGUCUCGCUUCGAUGCGAAUCUCAUUGUCGCAAUCUACGGCGCUGAGCCCGCCGAGGACCUACAUCCUGGACUUCGAAAAAAUGCCGAAAAGAGCGGCCUAAGGAGCAAAUACCAUCCGAUGCUUUGCGGUGCUGAGCCUGAAAGUCUGAUCCCUGCAUUGCACAAGAGUGGCAUUUUGGACGUUAGUGGAAAAGGAGGCUUGGCGUCUGACGGAGUGUUUGACGAGAUUUGCUGCACGCGCGUACUUUGCAGUGUGCCUCAUCCAGAACAGACCAUCAAGGGCCUCUACAACCUUCUCAAACCUGGUGGCCGAAUGGUAAUCUGCGAACAUGUCGCCAAUCCGUGGAGAACUCAGGGUAGUGUCGCGGCGCGCCUCAUGCAACUAGUGUACACCAUCAUUGGCUGGUCUUUCUUCAUGGGCGGAUGCGAACUCCAGCGACACACAUUAGAAUACCUGAGAGAUGCUGGAGAGUGGGACAAGUUUGACUUGAAAUACUACGGUCCCAAGGAUUGUAUCCCUUUUGUUGUUGGUGAACUGAUCAAGAGGCAUGGCGAACUGGACAAGAGCUAUGCUCAAGUUAUCAAGGAGUAGUUUGAGGGGUGUUGUACAUAGUGGAUGGGCUAUCUACAGUCCAUGGGUGAUAAAUUGUUUGGAGAUACUUACAUCAAAUCAUACCAGGUCAGUGGAGCACCUUUUUGUAGGAAGCCUUUCCGAUGAGUUGUUUACAGCAAUAAAGUGUACAUUAUAGUUAAGAUUAACUAUAUCUUAUUAUAUGCAUAACGUUUGUACAUAUCUAGCUCUAUGAGAGACACACCCAACGUUUGAACGUAAUGGACACCCUUAUCUAUCUGACAAAGAAA